CCAAUAUUCAAUGGAGAACGCUUUAUGGUACUAGACACAUUAAAAAUAGAAAAUUUAUUGAAAAUAAAAUAUAUUUCGUCGUUACUGACAGUGUUAAUUAGCUGAAAAUAUCAUAUCAGAUUAAACUAAAGACAUUGCUGAUUUAAACUCGUGUAAUUGGUUACACGAUUGUUCUGUAAUAAUUUAAUUUAUUUUUGAAAAAAAAAUUGAUCCUCAUGAUGAUGGAAACGCAUAUAAACUCAAACAAUCAUGCUAUAUUAAAUAGUUUGCAGGGCAAAGGUGAUUUGGAUGAAAUGGAUAAUGAAGGUUGGAAAGCAAAAUUAAAAAUACCACCAAAAGAUAAACGAAUCAAGACUAGCGAUGUAACCGAUACAAGAGGCAACUCAUUUGAAGAUUUUUGUUUAAAACGACAAUUAUUGAUGGGUAUAUUUGAGAAAGGCUGGGAAAAACCAUCACCUAUUCAAGAAGCAUCAAUACCAAUUGCCUUAUCUGGUAAAGAUAUAUUGGCGCGAGCUAAAAAUGGUACUGGUAAAACUGGAGCAUACUGUAUACCAGCAUUGGAAUUAAUUGAUCCUACAAAAGAUUAUAUACAAGCAUUAGUGAUUGUACCAACCCGGGAACUUGCAUUACAAACAAGUCAAAUAUGUAUUGAAUUAGCUAAACAUAUGAGUAUUCGUGUUAUGGUUACUACAGGUGGUACAAAUUUACGUGAUGACAUAAUGCGAAUUUAUCAAAAAGUACAAUUAAUAAUUGCAACACCUGGACGUAUAUUAGAUUUAAUGGAUAAACAAGUUGCAAAAAUGGAUCAGUGUAAAAUAUUAGUACUGGAUGAGGCUGAUAAAUUAUUAUCACAAGAUUUUAAAGGAAUGUUAGAUCAUGUUAUAUCACGCUUACCACAAAAACGACAAAUAUUAUUAUAUUCAGCCACAUUUCCAUUAACUGUCAAACAAUUCAUGGAAAAACAUUUAAAAGAUCCGUAUGAAAUUAACUUAAUGGAGGAAUUAACAUUAAAAGGUGUUACACAAUAUUAUGCAUUUGUGCAAGAACGUCAAAAAGUACAUUGUUUAAAUACAUUAUUUUCUAAGCUUCAAAUAAAUCAAAGUAUUAUAUUUUGCAAUUCGACACAACGUGUUGAAUUAUUGGCAAAAAAAAUUACUGAACUGGGAUACUGUUGUUAUUAUAUACAUGCAAAAAUGGCACAAGCCCAUCGUAAUCGUGUAUUCCAUGAUUUUCGUUCGGGGUUAUGUCGUAAUUUGGUGAGCUCUGAUCUCUUUACACGUGGUAUUGAUGUACAAGCUGUGAAUGUCGUCAUUAAUUUUGAUUUUCCAAAAAUGGCUGAAACUUAUUUACAUCGUAUUGGUCGUUCUGGACGUUUUGGCCAUCUUGGUAUUGCAAUUAAUUUAAUCACUUAUGAAGACCGAUUUGCAUUACAUCGUAUUGAACAAGAAUUGGGUACAGAAAUUAAACCAAUACCAAAAGUAAUUGAUCCGGCCUUGUAUGUACCAAAUUGUGGUGGUGAUACAACUGAAAUCGAAGAAGGUAAUGUGAGUAAAUAAAUGAGUGGGUAAUAGUGCGCAAAAGAGUUAAAAAAAUUAAUUAAAAUAAUUUAAGUGAUUUAAUUAAAAACAGAAAAAAAGACUAAUUAAUUAUUAUUAUUAUUUAUUGUAAAUAUAAAAACAAUUAUGUGUAAAAACAACACAAUACGACAAAAAACAAAGACAUUGUCUCGUAAAAAUUAUAUAGAAGAAAACCAGGUCAUCAUCACAAUCUAGUGAGUGUAAAGUGUCGUCCAACGUUCGUUAAACGAGGUCGUCAUCAUCCAUCAUCACACAUUGUAUGAUCAAUCGUCGUCAAUCGAUUGGUCGGGAACACAAAUUUAAAAAAAUGAUGUCCAAAUUUAAUUAGAUAUAUUAUUCAAAAUGCAACGAUCUUUUUAUUAAACAAAAGGAUCCUGUUGUACAAGUUUUUAUAUGAAAAUUAUUAUACAUAAUAUACACAAAAAAAAAAGGAAAAUUUAAACUUCUUAAGAUCAUUUCCCCCGCGAAAACAUACAAGAUUGACAAAUCAAUUUUUGUAAAUUUAUUUUUAUAGUACGAAAUUGCCGCUAACGUUUCAAUUUAAUGUAGAUAAAAAACAUAUCAGGGUUUUGAUAGAUAUUUUUUUUUUAAUUUUACGAAAAUUUGUCUAUUAACUUUCAUUAUCAUCUUCGUGAAAUUUCGUAAUCAUUCGCCAUUAUUCGUUUUAGUUUAUAUUCUAAAUUGUUUACAAGUUGUAAUUCUAACAAAACAUAUAUGUAAUAUUUAAAAGACGCCUAAAUCGUCUUAUUUCGUGAACGUUUUCGAAUGCUAGUUAUCGUUAAAAUAAAAUAAUUCGUUAAAAUGCGUAAUCAAUCGUCACGUUUUCAUGGUUAAUACUCAAUUUCGUUUAAAUUCGUAAUCGAUCGUGUUUAUAUAAAAUGUUAACAUUUAAUUGCAGUACAAUUUUUGACAGCACAUAAAAACAAUACCAUCUAUUGGAUCUCUCUGUAAUUAAAUGAUUCAUAAAACGUUUUACCCUGAUAAUAAUCUGUAAUUUAUUUUUUUAAAAUUGCAAACGUUACCGUUGAUUUCCAUUCCGUAAGAUUUAUAAAAAAUAAACAUUUCGUAGAACGUGUGAAAUAGAAAUAAUUUAAAAAUAUAAGAUUGAGAAAAGCCAAUAAAAGAGAGAAUGAGUUUUUGUUUUGUUUUGUAUACUCAUAUUUUUAAAUCGAAAAGAUAUGGAAAAUUUAAAACGUGUUUAAAAUUUAGAAAGGGAAAAAAAACUAAGAGAAUUUUGUUGUCGCGCCCACACGAAAGGAAGCGAAAUAAAAGGACUCUCUUAAAAUGGCGCAGAAGAGAAUAAAAAACUAUUCUAAGAAAAAUUAUGUAGUACUUUUAUUUUUUAUUAUUUAGAAAAAGGAUUGAAUGAAUUUUAUUUUUAAUUUUUAUACAAAAUCAUUUGUUCUCGUGUGUUAAUUUCUUAAAUGAAUCGUAAUGAAUAAUUUAGUGAUGAUUUUAUAUAAAAAUAUAAAUUAUUUUCGUUCUGCAAGUGUUGUCGUUUAUCGUAACAAUGGUGCAAAUAAAAUGUAAUUACAUGUACCUGUGUUCAAAAAGAGAUCCAAUAAAUUGUUUAAUAAAGGUGUUCUAUUAAAAAUCCAAAAUGGAUUUUUAAAUCAAACGCACUCGAACUCCUUUAAAUCAAAUAACUAAUAUCGAUUUUGAAUUUGACUCAAAACGAUAUUUAUUACUUAAGAGUGCGUUUUCAAACUGAUUUCCUCUAAUUCAUAAGCUUCACUUGUGUUUUAGAGAAGUAUGUUUUUUUAGACUGUGGAAUUUUUCAGGAAUAUCU
Chrysoperla carnea is the source of this 3366-nucleotide messenger RNA. RefSeq names its product ATP-dependent RNA helicase me31b (gene me31B). Bases 216 to 1556 code for a protein of 446 amino acids. The transcript is spliced from 6 exons. Gene Ontology annotation, cellular component: P-body; cytoplasmic stress granule. Gene Ontology annotation, biological process: cytoplasmic stress granule assembly; P-body assembly. Gene Ontology annotation, molecular function: mRNA binding; RNA helicase activity; ATP binding. The record is from RefSeq and is a predicted model, not a curated record. Lineage: Eukaryota; Metazoa; Arthropoda; Insecta; Neuroptera; Chrysopidae.